Cynoglossus semilaevis (tongue sole) is the source of this 5341-nucleotide messenger RNA. It is a transcript of the gene alpk3b, whose product is annotated as alpha-kinase 3b. Gene Ontology annotation, biological process: protein phosphorylation; cardiac muscle cell development. The record is from RefSeq and is a predicted model, not a curated record. Gene Ontology annotation, cellular component: nucleus. Lineage: Eukaryota; Metazoa; Chordata; Actinopteri; Pleuronectiformes; Cynoglossidae. The coding region runs from base 373 to 5310 and encodes 1645 amino acids. The transcript has 14 exons. Gene Ontology annotation, molecular function: protein serine/threonine kinase activity; ATP binding.
AGACUGUCAACAGUCUGAGGAGGGACCAGUGUGAUACUAGCUGAUGAAUAAACCUUGAUGUUUUGUUUCUUAUUCCUUUUCUCCAACAUCUGGAAUGACCUCCUGUAAAGUCCUGAAAUGACGUACGUUCGUUUGCUGGUUUCAUCUUACCGUCCUAUUACAAUGGUCCAAAGUUUUGGAAAGUCUGAUGAGCUCCGGUGCCUAUUUGCAGGCCAACUAUAAAUAGUGCGAAGGCUUACGCCUGCUCCUGUUUGAUUGGAAAUCUCCGUGGCUGAAGUCAGUGCUGCAGGGUUUCUGUCCAGGAGGGAACGCCGAGAGAAGAGAGCCCAUAGAAGAGAAACAUUUUUUUUCUUUGGGAAUCCUGGAUGGACAAUGGGUUCACGGAGGAUCACAACUCGCUCUGCCUCAUGGAACGGCAGGAUGGACAACGGACACAGCAACGGGAACGGCCGCCCCGCCGCCUGCAGCUACAUCUCUAAUGUCAGGCCAGAGACCAGGAGCACGUUCUGCAGCGUCAUGGCUCAGUUGACUGAAGAAACGCAGCCGUCUUUUGAAACAACCCUGAAGUCGAGAGCCGUGUCAGAGAACUGCAACGUGAAGUUCUCGUGCGUGGUCACAGGACACCCCGUCCCUCAAGUCACCUGGUACAAGGACGAUGUCCAGAUGGACAGAUACUGUGGACUUCCUAAAUAUGAAAUAUUCCGGAACGGGCAGAGCCACACCCUGCACAUCUACAAUUGCACCGUGGAAGACGCAGCCAUCUACCAGGCCUCAGCCAUCAACACCAAAGGUAUCGUGUCCUGCUCCGGUGUUCUGGAGGUGGGGGAAAUGAACGAGUUCAAGAUCCAUCAACGUUACUUUGCCAAGCUGAAACAGAAGGCCCAGCAGAGAUGUAAAGAAGUCGAAGGCAAAGAAAACCAGGAGCUGCUGCGAACCAUCAGUCCAGACCGGACACAGAGGAAACGCCGCUCUACGAUGGAGGGUCUUCUCAGCAGCCCGGGGUCACAGGAGGAGGUCAGGGAGGAGAGCCUUCGAUCUUUGGCUGUGAAGAGUGAGAGCGACGUCAGGUUACAGCCGGCCGCCACCGAGGGCACUGAUGAGCAGAAACCUGUCAUGAACGGACAAGACAUGAAUGAAAGUGGAAACAAGGGAGGGUCGUUCAUUCAUGACGCCGCUCAGAAAAUGUUCUCUUCACUCCAACCUAAAAUUCCCUUCGUCAAGAAGAAGAUUAAGAUUUCUAACAAAGCCAUGUUUUCCAAACCAGAACCACAGAAUGAGAAGACGACUGAGGAAAAACAGCCCAAAGAUGGACCUCCUGCUGCACGGUCCUACAAACAUCGUGUUAAAACGACUGAGACGUCAGACGUCAAGAUGGAAGUAGAGCAGAUUCCUGGUCCACGGACUGUGGGAACACGUGUGAGAACACAACAGAAGACGGCGGCAUCUGACGUCACUGUACCAACACCUGUGGAGAGGCGUCCGAAGGAUGAACGUGCACGUGUUGUGUCUCCAAAAACUGCUGCUGCUGCUGCCUCUAAACCUCAGGGUGUGUCAGGAGCUAAAGAAGAACCGGCUAAAAGGCUCGAAGCUAAGGUUGGACCUAAAGGACCAGGAGAACACUGGACAAAGAAACAACAUUCUGUCUCCGACCUUAACGCCCCGUCAUCACGGCCACCGAGACACACUCUAUCAAAACAGAAAAGUUUGAGAGAGGAUGUUACGGACAAAGACGUAAAGAGUGCAGUCAUGGAUGUUGAAGUGAAGACAGAAACCUCCGCUGGUGGAUCGUUACAGAGCAGGAACCACAGGUCAGAGGACGGACACAGCGAAGGUGAGACUUCAUCUGAGCAGACCAGAGAUCAGCUGACGGAGACGCAGCCCGUCCCGUCCAGCGAGACAAAGACGAAUGAUGCAGCUGUCGACCUGGACUUUCCCUCCAGCACAUCUGAGUCCAACACUCUUCAAACCAAAAAGACUGAACCAGAAACGUGCAGAGACAACACGCAGCGCCCGUCUUCACGCCGUGGCGUUCCACCAGCGAUUAUCACCGCGACAGAGGACAAAAAAGAUGGUUCCUGGAAAACAGAUGAAAGUGGCACAGCCUUGUUUACAAACACACAGACGUCAGAGCUUGGAGGUCUUGGAGGUCUUGGAGGUCUUGGAGGUCUUGGAGGUCUUCUGGACACAAACCUGGAAUCAGAUGUUCCACCACCUGCAGAGAAAAGUCAAAGAGAUUCAGUGGAAAGUUCUAAUCAAGGCACAAAAAUGCAAGUUGAUGAGAAGGAAGAGAGUACGUUCCUGUUAUCAGGAACGGCUAAAGCUGAGGCUCCCAACCAAGAGGUUGAAAUGGAGACAGAAACUGCUGCUGAAGAGGUGGAUGAUCAAGUCAAGACUACCGUUGGUAAGAACACAGACAUGGACGCCGAAGCUUCUUGUAAUGAGAAGAACGUGAAGUUGUCUAAAAAGGCUGAAGACGGUCCUUUUAAAACACAGAUUCUGGAGGCAAACGUUUCAGACACAACCAAAACCUCACCAGAGCAAACUGGAGAUUUGAUAGAAAUUCCAAAACCUGUUUCAAAAGUCAUAUCCGUUGCUGAACUUCUAAGAUCACAAAUAAAAGCACUGGAGCUCACGUUAGCAAAGUCAGCCCCCGCCCCACCGGAGGCGUGUCAGGGGUCGAGAACUGAUGACGGGAAGAACGACCUGAAGACGUCAACGCCUGAGAGAACCAUCAAUGACGAAGCUCCUCCCACUAACAUAAAGGCCACACUAAUGGAGGUCUAUCAUCUCAUCAAUAAGGAUCCGGUCCUGAGUCAGACUUUACUCCGUGUCCCUGAUCUACUGACACCAGUUGUUAAAGAGACCACAGACACUGGUCAGGACUCUGGAACAUUACCUCUGGUUCCCUCUGAGAUCCGUCCUGCUGUGGUAGUCAACGGGAUUGACCAACCUGUGUUUCCUCCCACCACCUGUAAGAACGUCCUGGUCCAGGAAAUUCUACCCGUUUCAGACCUGCCAGAAAUCAGUCCAAAAUCUGGAGAUUUAAUAAAAGUCAGUGUUGAGGAGUUAGAUGGGACGAAGCAGCCUCAGCACGAACCUUCACCUGGUCCUUCACCUAGUCCUUCACAUCAACCUUCACCUCGUCCUUCACACGAACCUUCACACGAACCUUCACCUGGUCCUUCACAUCAACCUUCACACGAAUCUUCACCUGGUCCUUCACAUGAAUCUUCAAAUGAACUUUCACCUGGUUCUUCACAUGAAUCUUCACCUGGUCCUUCACAUCAACCUUCACAUGAACUUUCACCUGGUCCUUCACAUGAACCUUCAAAUGAACUUUCACCUGGUUCUUCACAUGAACCUUCACCUGGUCCUUCACAUCAACCUUCACCUGGUCCUUCUCAUGAACUUUCACAAGUUAAAAAAGAGGAUGAAAUUCAAACGUUUACUCCAGAAAUUAUAUCUAAUGACAAAGCCAAUUCCGAUCUGGAUCUCCACGAGGUGGAAGAACCUGGUAGAAAGACAGUUCCUCUGACGAUGGAGCUGAAGCUUUCACCUCCGAGUGUCUCCAGUUCAGAUCUGCAGCAGAAUCAGAAUCCUUCUCAGCCAGACAGCAUCAGUCUGGUGGAGCUGUCCGUCGGUCCGACUCCUGAGGCCAGUCCACUGUUGAAAAAAAGAAACUGUGUUUCACCUCUUCCCUCUGCUACUCCUCAAGAGCUAGCCUCCGGCGCUCGUCGCAAAAUCCUAACCUGUAAGACCAAAAGUGAGGACGUCACAGAGGCACCAGCUCCUGUUGAAAACCAGGAUCAGAAAAAAGAGCUUCCUGUCCAGAGCAGCAGGCUCUCCGUCAGUCCUAACGUGACUCCCUCAACGUCGCCCAGUCUGGCUCGGAGGUCGGCUCUGCUGCAGCCUCCUGCAGGCAGAGCUUCUCCAGUUGAAAAGCGCUCUCCUCUUCUGAACAGGAGGAAGACGACGCUGGAGACGCCAAACCAGGAGUCCACCGAGAAGACGCUCAACCUGCAAACUGAAGAAAAGCCUCCGGAGAAGACCAGAAAUGACCCAUUCAAAGCUCCUCAGGUUAUUCGCAAAAUCAGGGGUGAAUCCUUCGGCGAUGCCUCAGGACACCUGAAACUCUGGUGUCAGUUCUUCAAUGUUCUGAGUGACUCCGUGAUCAAAUGGUACAAAAACGAAGAGGAAAUCACUCGGGUCAAAAGAACUGCAGGGGACGAGACACCCGUCAAUCUGGCUGUUGUUCAAGCGUCGUCCAGAGACACUGGUGUUUACGGAUGUGUCAUCACCAACGAAUACGGCACGGACGCCACAGACACCUUACUGAGUGCAGACAUCUUGGCAGGAAUGUCCCUGCGAGAGGACAUUGGAGUUGGAGAAGAAAUUGAAAUGAUGCCCCUAAUGUUCAACAAAGGUGUUGCAGACUGUGGCGUGUGGGGCAACAAAUUUUUUGGUCGUAUCAUGAUUCAAGAAUCACAUAUCGGCGAUGGCUGCUCUCACAAAGUCUGGAGGGCAAAGGUCAUUUAUGGCCUGGAGCCCGUGUUUGAGUCUGGCCACACGUGUAUUAUCAAAGUUCGCAACCCCAUCACGUACGGAGGCAAAGGAGAAGGUGGCCUCGUGGAAAGAAACCUGGACAUCAUCAAACAGGACUGUAGAGUUCAGAAUCUGGCUCGUGAAUAUUGUAAAAUAUUCUCCGCCGAGGCGAGAGCUAUAGAAAACUUUGGCCCCACCCUGGACGUGCUGCCGGUUUACAUGAUCUACAGACCAGCCAACACCGUGCCCUACGCCACAGUGGAGGCAGACCUGGCAGGAGUCUAUCAGAAAUACUGUGACCUGGGUCAGGCUGGCAGGACACAUGUGAGGACCGGCUCUGUGGUGGAGCAGAAAUGUUGUGCCCUGCAGCACUGGAUCUAUCAGUGGACCAGUGGGAAUCUGCUCCUCACUCGCCUCGAAGGCGUUGACACGAAGAUAACAAAUGUUGGGCUGUCAGUGAAAACCACAGGGCAUCACUGUGUGUCUGCUGAAGGGAACCCCAAGGUUUUUGAGCACUUUGUCUCCCAGCACCAGUGUAACUAUUUCUGUGGUCUCCUUGGCCUGAGGUCUCUAAAGGUCACGGAAUCUUUAUUGACGCCAUCGAAGCAAAAGGUUUCCAAGAGUCCAUUACUUCAACGCAAGAUGGCUGCUGGCUCCUCCAGCCCUCAGAUGGGUCGGAAAGCUGCUGGCAGUCCCCGAGUGCCAAGAAAGUCUGACCCAGAAGGCAGCAGAACCCCUCCUAAAGAAAAGGCCUCUGAACAGACUUAAGAUCCUAUAACACAAACUAAAAAAAAAAAAA